Notechis scutatus (mainland tiger snake) is the source of this 3148-nucleotide messenger RNA. It is a transcript of the gene ANGPTL3, whose product is annotated as angiopoietin like 3. Gene Ontology annotation, biological process: blood coagulation; platelet aggregation; fibrinolysis. Gene Ontology annotation, molecular function: extracellular matrix structural constituent; protein-macromolecule adaptor activity. Gene Ontology annotation, cellular component: fibrinogen complex. The record is from RefSeq and is a predicted model, not a curated record. NCBI's taxonomy places the organism in Eukaryota, Metazoa, Chordata, Lepidosauria, Squamata, Elapidae.
UGCUAUAUGUAUUUAUAGGCAUACUAGAACUCUCCCAGAGAAAGACAAAUAGCAAAGGGGGACAUUUCUUUUCCGAACUAGAAUAAGCAGAAAGAACAUGAAAAUUAUUCUAGUAUUAGUCUUUAUGAUUUCUCUAGUAAUUUCAGGUAGACUAGAUGAUCACUUGGAAUCAGCAACUCCUGAGCCUAAGUCAAGAUUUGCUAUGUCUGAUGAUGUGCAUUUGCUGGCCACUGGACUACUCCAGCUUGGGCGUGGCCUUCAAGACUUUGUGAUCAAAACCAAAACCCAGAUGGAUGACAUCUUUCAAAGGCUUAACAUUUUUGACCAAUCUUUUUCUGAGAUCUUGCAACAAACCAAUGAAAUGAAAGAAGAAGAACAACAGUUAAAAAAAGCCACAACUAGAUUGCAAGCAACUGAGGAAGAGAUGAGAAAUGAAUCUUUGCAGCUUAAUUCCAAAAUAGACGUCCUUUCCAUUGAGAAGAUUCAGCUGAAGAACAAAUUAGGGAAGCUUGAAGAAAAAAUAACUGAACUUGUACAGACCCAGCUUGAUAUCCAUGAGUCAAGAGAAAUUGCCUCACUUAAAAAUUUUGUUGAACAGCAAGAUGGCCACCUCAAACACCUUCUCAAAAUUGUUCAAUUACAACAUGCUCAGCUCACAAAACAGCAAGAGCAAAUACAGGACCUGGAGGAAAAGAUAAACAGCCCCAAUUUUCAAGAGGACUCACAAUUAUUUUCUGCGAAGGAAGAUGACAGACUUCCUAAAUUGAAAAAAACAGCUAAAAAUAGCAAUUCUAGAGGUAAUGCUACUGAUUGUACUUGGAUUUACAAUGCAGGGGAAAGAUCUAAUGGCAUUUAUUCUAUUAAGCCCAAUGGAUCCAAGGCAUUUAAUGUUUAUUGUGAAAUGGAAGGAGAAAACCCAUGGACAAUUAUUCAGAAGAGAUCCAAUGGAUCAGUAGAUUUCAACCAAACUUGGGAGAGCUAUAUAGAUGGGUUUGGUAAUCUUGAUGGAGAAUUUUGGCUGGGCCUUCAAAAGAUCUAUUCCAUUGUAGAUCAAGCUGACUACAUUCUGCGUAUUGAGCUUGAAGACUGGAAAGCUAACAAACGUUAUAUUGAGUAUACAUUCAAAAUGGGAGGUCCAAACAGAGAUUAUGCGCUCUUUCUCUCUAGGAUUACUGGGAAUAUUCCAAAUGCUCUACCUGAACAGAAAGAAAUUAAAUUUUCUACUAAAGAUCAUAGCAACAGCACUGAAAGAAAGCUUAACUGCACAGAAAGUGACUCAGGUGGUUGGUGGUACAAUGUAUGCGAAGAAACAAACCUGAAUGGAAGAUACAUCAGGUCAAGCUCAAAAGGAAAACUAGAGAGGAAGAAACGGGGACUGUAUUGGAAGCCUCAGAAAGGAAAACCUUAUCUUCUCAAGUCAACCAAACUGAUGAUAUAUCCUACAGAUUUUGAAACAUUUGACUGAGCAUUAUCAAAGUUUACCUAAGAAACUGCAAGUACUUCAGUCAGAUUCCAGCGACAGCCCUUUCUGGUGUACAAAGAAAAUAACAUUAAUGAUGUAAUCAAAUCAUAAUAAUAUUCUUCCUUUGGCUAUAUAUUUCAGUGUGCUUUGUCCUGUUCCAUAUGGUCAAGAAAUAAGCAGAGCUUUGGCUGUGAGACAAGGUCAAUUAUCCUUGAGGGCUACUUUAGUAGAAUAUUUCUUAGUAUCAAUGCUACCUCAAGAAAGACAGGAAAAUGGAAAGUUCUCACACCUUCCUUGGAACAAGAUUGUGCAUUAGGGAGGGAAGGUGAAUCGUCACUACUUCACUUCUGUGAAGUGUGGGAUUGGGGAGGGGGGAAAUUUUGUCUCACAGGAUGAGGUAGAAAGUGUCUAAUCAGAUAAAGAAUCACUAUAUUCAUUUUUGCCAAGGAUAGUAGUGGUCUCUAUUCACUUCUUUGCAGGGAGAUCAAACUGUUUGUUUUCAAACAGAAGGGCAGGGGACAGCAAUCUUAAUGCUUUAGGCACAGGGCGAGCUUUUUCUCUUUCUCUAUUUAGUUUUAUGCUUUAUUUCAGUUCCCUAAAGCAAAAUGUAGGCUGCUUUUUUGCAUCUGGGAGCCACAGAGGAAUGUAUCCUUGGAGUUGUUUAACAAAAGAAAAUAGGAGUAUGAAGUUUAGUAGAGGCUUAACAUAUCUAUUUUCUUCUCUUGUUUUUUUUUAACGAAACUAUCACAAAUAUGAUCUGGGCAAGGAUUAGAGAGACUGGGGUUGGCUGCAUAUGGAAUAUAGACCAUGGAUUUUCCAUCUCUUGUUAAAGCAGGAAGCAAAGGAGAUGCCUAAAAUUGGAAGUCAUUUAAGGGGGAAACAGGCAAGUUAUGUUGCUCCUAGCUGUACAGCUCUGUUCAUAAAAUCCAAGCAAGAUCUUCCACUGAAAUGAAUUACAUAAAACAAAUGAGCCUCAUGUUCAAAAAGUUCAGCUGGGACAUAAACAUUGUGCAUUCCAUUGGGAUUGCACAACCUGCAAAGUGCACCCCUUUAUUCAUUUUUUUUCUGUAUACAACAGCCUUUCCUAGCUUUGUGUUCCCUCUCUGUGGUGUCUACAUAUGUUGGGCUCAUGUAUUAAAUAAACAGACUGGUUGGGAACCUGGAGUAUUGCUCUGACAUCCCUGACAUUUACCCUUUGGGAGAAAUGUGACUUCCUAAAUAUAAAUAUCUUAAAUAUCACCCUAGUGAACAUAACUAGUUCUGAGAAACUAAUCUCUAAUGAGGGAAAACCAAUAUGUGUAUUGUCUGCCACAUUAAAACCUUUCACUGUAAGUCUAAUAUUCCUCCUCACUUUUCUAAUAAUAUAAAUAUCUUUAUGUCACAAUGGCUUCUUAAAAUAGGCUUCGACUAAGAAGAUAACUUCAAAUAGCUCCUUGUUAUUUCAAAAUUGUAAAUUAUAAAUUAUUGCAAUUACAAUACAGAUAACUACAUUAUGGUAUAGAAUGCUUGACUUGUAUUUUUGAAUUUUGUUGUUGUUGAUGAUUGUUUGAUAAACCACCACAAAUAUGUAAAUGAAUUGGUGGUAUACCAGUAGAGUAAAUGAAGGAAUAAAUAAGCAGGCUUCCUGUUAAAAUAAUAUAUACUUAUAUACAUACACACAUACACACACACACACACACACACACA